This is a messenger RNA of Temnothorax curvispinosus, 837 nucleotides long. It is a transcript of the gene Mpp6, whose product is annotated as M-phase phosphoprotein 6. Bases 190 to 642 code for a protein of 150 amino acids. The transcript has 3 exons. The record is from RefSeq and is a predicted model, not a curated record. Gene Ontology annotation, biological process: maturation of 5.8S rRNA. Lineage: Eukaryota; Metazoa; Arthropoda; Insecta; Hymenoptera; Formicidae.
UUUAUAGGGGUGGCCGGUGGUCUGGUAUUAUUGACACGCGCGUACAAUUUCUCGAAGAAAUUCUUCAAAAUUUUGACUAUUGGUACAGCAGAAUUAUCAGUUUUUCGCAUUUUGACUAUUUCUCGAGGGGUAUUUAUCGAGAGAUAUUAUCGUUAAUUUUUCACAUCCGUAUGCGCGAGUGUUAUAAACAUGGAUACGAAGAGGAUAGCUCUGUCGAAGAGUAUACUGCAGAUGAAGUUCAUGAAACGGACAAAAGACAAAGUGGAGAAAGAACAAUUUCAGGAAGAAGGAGAAGAGUACUUUGGCAGCGAGCUUACAUCACGCAUGAAGAAAGCGUCUGGAAAAUUUCUUAUGGAGGCGAGCUAUGUCUUCUGUGAGAAACUCGGUGAUGGUAGAUUAAGCUUUCAAGGGAUGAAUCCAGUUAUAGAGAAGUUAAUGGAAGAAAAGGAGAAUGCCAAACAAGCCAAAGUAGAGGUGAAACGAGAAGCUGACGUAUCUGAUGAACAAAUGGCUGUUCAGUGGAAGAAAAUGCGAGCGAAAUUUGACACCGUAAACAGGCAUAGAAAACCACAGCAUAGAAAGAGAAAUGACGAAGAUGAACCAUUGAACAAGAAACCAAAAUUCUUGAAACCAGCAGACUAAAUCUACAUGGUAAAUAACUGUAUAAUUAUGUGUUUAAUUUUACAUGUAUUAAGUAAAUAUGUUGUAUAGUUUGUAUAUUCAACGCAUGAAUCAGACAUCUGACACAAACUUGAUUUUAUUAUUAUAUAACUUAAUAUAAUCGUUGAAUAAAGGUUGUAUACGUAUUACGUUCUAAAACAUGCAUGGUUAUUGUUU